AAUUGCCUGACCUCUUUUGAAAACAUAUAAACCAGAAAUUACUUUUUACUGUCGCAGACACCACCAUCAAACCAAUCUUUAAAAUAUUGAAAAAAUGGACGUAAAGAUUUUUGUAUUCCUUUUCUGUUUGGUCCUAGGAGUGAUGGGUCGACCAAAGUCUAGACAACCGAAAACUUGUUCGACAGAGAUAAUAUCAAUGCGGACCCAACUGAAACUGUCCAAUCAGAAAAUAGACGGACUGGACAAAAAACUGGACACAAUUCUGAAAGUGCUGGAGGACAUGGACCAGAAUGUUGUACACGAUUCGAUGUGCAGCCAAGUGAUGUGUAGCGGCUACGGGAAUUGCAGCCUUGGGGAAGACAUGGACGGGUAUAUCUGUGUCUGUGAGGAGGGCCACACUGGAGAACACUGUGAAGUAUCUGGACCGUGUAGCAUGGCCUGGAUGGAGUUUAGCAUGUCACCACCAAUGCCAGGAUUGGAGGAGCCACGCUGUGACGAGGAAGGCUUCUUUAUCCCUGUCCAGUUCCGGGGCUCACAGGCAAUUUGCGUGGACAGAAACGGUGAAUGGUUAGGCUUUGGCGUCCCGAGAUGGUUGGCUAAGCCGAACAUGUUAUGUGACUGUGCUCUCGAGGGGCGAAGCGACUGCGCCCAGGACGGAUCCUAUCCUAUGUACGAUGGCGACUACGAUCACAUGGAUAGCAGCGACGAACGCGAGGACUACUAUGGUGGAAUUGGAUUCUACUAAAGGCAUAUAUAUAUCUUCCCCUGGGCUACUGUAUUGAUUGUGUGGUCGGUGGGGAUUUAUUUCUGAAUCUGAAGGCACAUAUAUCUUUCCUUGAACUGUGAUUCUCUAUCUAAAAACGACUAAAUCGCCUCCAUAGAAUCGGUCAAAGACAAAGUGUAUCUAUAGCGUUUGAUAGUAUAACCAUUAUGGGUACAGUACAGGUUGUUGUAUAACUUUAUUUUUGCUUUAACGGAAUGCAUUUUAAUAGACACUUGUAUUGAAUUCAAAGAUAGACGGUAUGAUGGAUACAAUCUGUUGGAUCAAUUACAAAUGAAAAAGAUAAGACCAUAGUCUUAGACCACAUUGUAUAUAUAUGUGAUUACGAAUAAAAAAAAUAUAGCCGGUGAAUGAUGAUUAUUGAUUUGACAUUUAGAAAAGAAUAAAAACAAAAACAUGAA
This is a messenger RNA of Mya arenaria, 1182 nucleotides long. RefSeq lists its product as uncharacterized. Lineage: Eukaryota; Metazoa; Mollusca; Bivalvia; Myida; Myidae. The transcript is spliced from 5 exons. The coding region runs from base 95 to 745 and encodes 216 amino acids. The record is from RefSeq and is a predicted model, not a curated record.